UCCGAAAACAAACUGGCACGGCGCAGGCGCCUCGGAAAGGGGGCGGGGCCGGACGGCGCCACGGUGCGCAGGCGCAGCCGUCGGUGGGUCGGGGUUCGGUCGCUUGUGAGAUCCUGAACACCUGUGUUGCCCCUGCCUGUCUCAAGAUGGACAACCGGAAGCGCCUGGCCUAUGCCAUCAUCCGGUUCCUGCAGGACCAGCUCCGGCAUGGUGGACUCUCGUCCGAUGCCCAGGAGAGCUUGGAAGUCGCCAUCCAGUGCCUGGAGACUGCCUUCGGGGUGACUGUGGAGGACACUGACCUGGCACUCCCCCAGACUCUGCCCGAAAUAUUUGAAGCAGCUGCCAGUGGCAAGCAGGAGAAGCCACAGGACCAGAGACCCCCUGAGCACACCCCGCCUUCUGACGAGGACUCAGCGGAGGCAGAACGCCUCAAAACGGAAGGAAAUGAGCAGAUGAAAGUGGAGAACUUUGAAGCUGCCAUCCACCUGUAUGGAAAGGCCAUCGAGCUCAACCCUGCUAACGCUGUCUACUUCUGCAACAGAGCCGCGGCCUACAGCAAGCUGGGGAACUACACAGGGGCUGUGCAGGACUGCGAGCGCGCCAUCUGUAUCGACCCAGCCUACAGCAAGGCCUAUGGCCGCAUGGGCCUGGCGCUGUCGAGCCUGAACAAGCACGCUGAGGCUGUGGCCUACUACAAGAAGGCCUUGGAGCUGGACCCUGACAACGAGACAUACAAGUCCAACCUCAAGAUCGCCGAGCUGAAGUUGAGGGAGGCACCGAGUCCGACGGGUGGUAUGGGCACCUUCGACAUCGCCGGCCUGCUCAACAACCCCAGCUUCAUGAGCAUGGCAUCAAACCUGAUGAACACCCCCCAACUCCAGCAGCUCAUGUCUGGGAUGAUUUCCGGCAGCCACAACCCCUUGGGAACUCCGGGCACCAGCCCUUCGCAGACUGACCUGGCCAGCCUGAUCCAGGCGGGUCAGCAGUUUGCCCAGCAAAUGCAGCAGCAGAACCCGGAGCUGAUUGAGCAGCUUAGGAGUCAGAUCCGCAGCCGGACCCCCAGCGCGAGCAAUGAUGAGCAGCAGGAGUGACAGCAGCCAACCAGCACCAUCCUGUCCUGGCUUGCUGGCAGCCUUCUGGUAUUUUGCCAUUUUCUCCCGUCGGACUGCCCAAGAGAGAAAAAGAAAGAAGUUGGACCUGCAUGUUAAAUGGCUCCCCCCUCCUCGUUUUUUUUCUCUGCCCCCCCCCCUUUUGUACCAUUCUUCCGGCCCCUUGUCCUGCAUUGAGAGCAGAGCCAGCGAGCUGAAUGUAGACCAGUGCUGGCUUCCCCCAGUCCCAGUUGUUCUAGAAUUUUCUAGAAUCUUGGGAGUACUCCCUUGAGCAACUUGGGGGAAGUGGCAGGUGUGAGGAGGAGCCAUGUGGCACACAUCGGUGGCCUGGAGAGGCCAGGACUUGAGGAGUAGACCUCGGGCCAGGCCUGGGCCCCUGGGAGCCCUCACUGCCAGCGCCACCCGGGUGCCAGCGCCGCCUGGGUGCCAGCGCCCAUGGACCACACGUGUGCUCUCUUGGCAAACGUGGCUUCCGCACAUCGAGCCUCAUGGACGCAGGACGGCCUCAGCAGCUCCUUCCUGCCGCGCAUGUGCGGACAGCUGUGCACCCACCUUCCCACCUGGUCCAGUUCUCAUGGCCAGUUGCCAUACGUGACCUUCUGUUCCCAGGCAUGGGAGAGACCAGGAUACCCCGGCCUGCCUGCGUCCCCUCCCACAGCCCUCACCCCGUGGCAUCCAGCAGGCCCAGGGACUUCAGAGAGCUCUCCCCUUCUGCUUGAGGAUGGGGGGCCUGGCACCACCCCUUAACCCUGAAAAGGCCACCAGAGUGAAAAGCCUGCCCAGGAAACGUCACCGUGAUGUCCUUGCGGUCUUGUGGCAGUUCCAUGGUGACCAGGCUGUGUGUAGCCAUGUGCAAGGUAGAGACAGAACUGUGUGUGUGUGUAGGUAGCCGGUAGGAAGGGGCCACGGCCACCACCAAGCCCCAACGGGGUGGGCUGUGGGCCACAUGCUCCAUGCUGAGGUGAUCAGUGUGGGAAUAAAGCGACAUCAUGACCUCUGUUA
Perognathus longimembris pacificus (Pacific pocket mouse) is the source of this 2111-nucleotide messenger RNA. RefSeq names its product small glutamine rich tetratricopeptide repeat co-chaperone alpha (gene Sgta). The coding region runs from base 147 to 1091 and encodes 314 amino acids. Gene Ontology annotation, biological process: post-translational protein targeting to endoplasmic reticulum membrane. The record is from RefSeq and is a predicted model, not a curated record. Gene Ontology annotation, molecular function: protein binding; molecular adaptor activity. The transcript has 12 exons. Lineage: Eukaryota; Metazoa; Chordata; Mammalia; Rodentia; Heteromyidae. Gene Ontology annotation, cellular component: membrane; TRC complex.